Striga asiatica is the source of this 351-nucleotide messenger RNA. Lineage: Eukaryota; Viridiplantae; Streptophyta; Magnoliopsida; Lamiales; Orobanchaceae. The record is from the annotation of a GenBank genome assembly.
AGAGAAACCAAGGAGACAAAAUAUGAUAAUGUUUCGGGGUCAAGACAAAAGUACUUAAUAAAUGAAGCAAGCUUUGAACACUUGAAAACACACCUCUGCAAGUCGAUUUUCGCAAAUGCGGAGGAGAGCAACAGCCUUCAAACUUAUGCUGAGUCAUCUUCAGCAGCUGCGCCGAAAAGUGCAAAAACACUUCGCCACCCAGACUUGAUUUUCCCCGAUUUGGAUUUAAUCAUCUCAGAAGUAGUUACACUAGGAAAAGAAUCAAUAAAGAACCAAGGCAUAUUACUUGAACGACGCAAUCCAAUAUACGCCUCCGUAUGGACUCACUUCUGCUGCUUUGCAUUAGAACAA